Abrus precatorius (Indian licorice) is the source of this 1318-nucleotide messenger RNA. RefSeq names its product NAP1-related protein 2-like. NCBI's taxonomy places the organism in Eukaryota, Viridiplantae, Streptophyta, Magnoliopsida, Fabales, Fabaceae. Gene Ontology annotation, cellular component: chromatin; nucleus. Bases 106 to 891 code for a protein of 261 amino acids. The transcript has 10 exons. Gene Ontology annotation, molecular function: chromatin binding; histone binding. Gene Ontology annotation, biological process: nucleosome assembly. The record is from RefSeq and is a predicted model, not a curated record.
GGAACAUAAACCCCCAAAACCCUAACCGUAUUGUUCUCUCUAUCCCACACUCCUCACUUUGCCUCCUCUGCAACAAACGCCCACUUCGGAGGUGUUAGGAAGAAGAUGGGAGGCGACAGGUCAAAGAAGUUGAAAAUCACUGAGAAUUUGGAGGAUGCUAUUGACGGAGAACUCGUCCUCUCCAUCGAGAAGUUGCAAGAGACCCAAGACGAACUAGAAAAGAUCAAUGAGGAGGCAAGUGAUAAGGUCCUCGAAAUAGAGCAGAAGUACAAUGAGAUUAGGAAGCCUGUUUAUGAUAAGCGGAAUGAGAUUAUCAAAUCUAUUCCUGAUUUCUGGUUGACUGCUUUUUUGAGUCAUCCUGCCCUUAGUGAACUUCUGAACGAGGAGGAUCAAAAGAUAUUUAAGUAUUUGGGCUCUCUUGAGGUUGAAGACAAUAAAGAUGUCAAAUCAGGCUAUGCAAUCACCUUUAAUUUCAGUCCCAAUCCCUAUUUUGAGGAUACAAAGCUUACAAAGACUUUUACCUUCCUUGAAGAAGGAACAACAAAGAUAACUGCUACCCCCAUAAAAUGGAAAGAGGGCAAGGGAAUACCCAAUGGAGUCAAUCAUGACAAGAAAGGGAACAAGCGGGUUCCUUUUGAUGUCAGUUUCUUUACUUGGUUUAGUGAUUGUGAGCAGAAAGAUGAUAUGGAUGACAUUCAUGAUGAGGUUGCAGAAUUAAUCAAGGAUGAUUUAUGGCCAAACCCGCUCACUUAUUUCAGCAAUGAGCCUGAUGAAGAGGAUGUUGAUGAUGAAGCUGAUGAUGAGGGAAAGGAUGAGGAUGACUCUGAUGAUGACCAAGAGGAGGAUGAGAACGAUGAUGAAAGCGAGGGCGAGGAUGACGAUGACAACUGAAAAAGUGCAUUAUGAUGUUUCCUUUUUUCUUCUUUUUUUCUCUCUCUGGUUUUGUGUAAGUAGGCUUUUGGGCAUAUAGUGACCAUGGCCAUUUUUUUGAGAUGUUGACUCAUGUCAGCUGCUGGAGCUAUCAAAGGCAAUUAGUGGUUCUCUGACCUUAAUCUAUAAAUUACCCUGUGAAGUCGUUUCCGCUGGUUUCAUCCCUGGUGCACUUUUCGUGAUACUAAUAGUAUAUUAGCUCUCUUGGAUCUUUGUUGUGAAACUACAGUAAAUUUACAAUAUUUAUUGUAUAGCUGUUUGGAUUUCUUACCAUAAGGAUUGCCAUUCAAGGCUUUUUACUGAUGUUCCCCGCCAUUACAAUGCUAUCCCAUCUAUUUCCUCCAACCUGAUGAUGACUAUUGUUGGAAUGAUUCUUCCUUCCCUUUUC